AUGUCUUGGCGUGAACUCCUUCCCCCCUGGCUGGUGAUCGUAGCGGGACUGACGGGCAUCGUGCUGCUUUGUGUCUCCACUAAGGAUGUGCCCAUCGCCCCUCUCAGCACCAAGUAUGGGAUUGUUCUGGAUGCUGGCCCAUCCCGCACCAUCCUGUUCGUCUACCAGUGGACCACCAUCAAGGCAAACAAGACCGGGGUGAUCAGGGAAUUUAGUUCCUGUCCUGUGCAAGGUCCAGGAGUCUCCAACUACUCAGAUUCUCCUCAAAAAGUCAGGAAGAGCUUGGAGCCAUGUUUGAACUGGGCCCAGAAGGAGAUCCCAGCAGAGCUUCACAGCCAAACCCCCCUCUACUUGGGAGCAACCACCAGCACAAAGCAGCUGAACCUCACCCAUCCCAUCCUCUCUGACAGUCUCCUCACAGCCUUGACUGUGGCCCUGAAGUCAUCCCCCUUCAACUUCCAUGGGGCACAAAUCCUGUCUGGUCCAGACAAGGAAGCAUUCAACUGGGUUGCUGUUAACUAUGUCCUGGAGAACUUCUUCAAGUAUGACUGGCGAGGACAGUUGGUCCCCUCCGGGAAGGGGAUGGCAGGAAUCUUGUCCAUAGAAGGAACCUCAACACAGCUCACUUCCAAGGUGGAAAAAGAGAACCAAGGACCAAAAGAAGGAGUGAAGCUGCAGCUGUAUGGGCAGACACACAACGUGUACACCCAUCACUGCCCCUGCCACGGCACGGACCAGCUCCGCAGCAGGCUGCUCUCUGAGCUCAUUCAAGAUCAGAGAAAUGCUAAAACUGUGUCUAAUCCCUGCUGGCCCCUCACCUACUCCCGGGAAGUGAAGUGGCAAUCAGUGCACACUGGGCCUUGUGCCAUCAAUGAUGACACAUCAGACAUCCCUGGCCCUGAGGAGAUCUUCAACAUCACCGGCUCCAGCAAUCCCACCGCCUGCAUGAGACUUGUGCAAAGCCUGCUCAACUCCUCCUCCUCCUGCAGCUUCUUCAGGCAUCCCCUCAGCAGUGUUUUCAAGCCCCUCCAGACCAGGCGGUUUCUG
Molecule: messenger RNA, 1047 nt
Organism: Antrostomus carolinensis (chuck-will's-widow)
Lineage: Eukaryota; Metazoa; Chordata; Aves; Caprimulgiformes; Caprimulgidae
Product: ectonucleoside triphosphate diphosphohydrolase 2
Exons: 6
Biological process (GO): nucleoside diphosphate catabolic process
Cellular component (GO): plasma membrane
Molecular function (GO): GDP phosphatase activity; UDP phosphatase activity; ribonucleoside triphosphate phosphatase activity
Source: RefSeq, a predicted model, not a curated record